Molecule: messenger RNA, 4732 nt
Organism: Trichechus manatus latirostris (Florida manatee)
Lineage: Eukaryota; Metazoa; Chordata; Mammalia; Sirenia; Trichechidae
Gene: TOX
Product: thymocyte selection associated high mobility group box
Exons: 8
Coding region: 187-1734 (515 amino acids)
Biological process (GO): leukocyte differentiation; regulation of transcription by RNA polymerase II
Cellular component (GO): nucleus
Molecular function (GO): chromatin DNA binding
Source: RefSeq, a predicted model, not a curated record
UUUUUUUUUUUUUUUCCUCCUCUUCUUAAACAAACCACAAACGGAUGUGAGGGAAGGAAGGUGUUUCUUUUACUCCUGAGCCCAGACACCUCUCUCUGGUCCGUCUAAGCUUGUUUUGCUGAACACUUAAAAAAAAAAAAAAAAGAAAGAAAGAAAGAAAAAGGAGUUGCUUGAUGUGAGAGUGAAAUGGACGUGAGAUUUUAUCCGCCUCCAGCCCAGCCCGCCGCUGCGCCUGACGCGCCUUGUCUGGGACCUUCUCCCUGCCUGGACCCCUACUAUUGCAACAAGUUUGACGGUGAGAACAUGUAUAUGAGCAUGACAGAGCCGAGCCAGGACUAUGUGCCAGCCAGCCAGUCCUACCCAGGUCCAAGCCUGGAGAGCGAAGACUUCAACAUCCCACCCAUCACUCCUCCUUCCCUCCCUGACCACUCGCUGGUGCACCUGAACGAAGUCGAGUCUGGCUACCACUCUCUGUGCCACCAAAUGAACCACAAUGGCCUGCUACCAUUUCACCCGCAAAACAUGGACCUACCUGAAAUCACCGUCUCUAACAUGCUGGGACAGGAGGGAACACUGCUCUCAAACUCCAUCUCUGUGAUGCAAGAUAUUCGGAACCCUGAAGGAACUCAAUAUAGUGCCCACCCUCAGAUGGCAGCCAUGAGACCUAGGGGUCAGCCUGCGGACGUCAGGCAGCAGCCUGGGAUGAUACCACAUGGUCAGCUGACCACCAUUAACCAGUCUCAGCUCAGCGCCCAACUUGGCUUGAAUAUGGGAGGGAGCAGUGUUCCCCACAACUCACCUUCUCCACCUGGAAGCAAGUCUGCGACCCCUUCCCCCUCCAGCUCGGUGCAUGAAGACGAAGGAGAUGAUACUUCUAAGAUCAAUGGCGGAGAGAAGCGGCCUGCCUCUGACAUGGGGAAGAAACCAAAAACCCCCAAAAAGAAGAAGAAGAAGGACCCGAAUGAGCCCCAGAAGCCUGUUUCUGCCUAUGCAUUGUUCUUUCGCGAUACCCAAGCUGCCAUCAAGGGCCAAAAUCCAAAUGCUACCUUUGGUGAAGUCUCUAAAAUUGUGGCUUCCAUGUGGGAUGGCUUAGGGGAAGAGCAGAAACAGGUCUAUAAAAAGAAAACAGAGGCUGCGAAGAAAGAGUACCUAAAGCAACUAGCAGCCUACAGAGCCAGCCUGGUAUCCAAGAGCUACAGUGAACCUGUUGACGUGAAGGCAUCUCAACCUCCUCAGCUGAUCAGCUCGAAGCCAUCCGUGUUCCACGGGCCCAGCCAGGCCCACUCAGCGCUGUACUUAAGUUCCCACUACCACCAACAACCAGGAAUGAAUCCUCACCUAACUGCCAUGCAUCCGAGUCUCCCCAGGAACAUAGCACCCAAGCCGAAUAACCAAAUGCCAGUGACUGUGUCCAUAGCGAACAUGGCCGUAUCCCCACCCCCGCCCCUCCAGAUCAGUCCGCCUCUCCACCAGCAUCUCAACAUGCAGCAGCACCAGCCGCUCAGCAUGCAGCAGCCCCUCGGGAGUCAGCUGCCCAUGCAGGUCCAGUCGGCCUUACAUUCUCCUACCAUGCAGCAAGGAUUUACUCUUCAACCCGACUAUCAGACUAUUAUUAGUCCUACAUCUACAGCUGCACAAGUUGUCACCCAAGCAAUGGAGUACGUGCGUUCGGGGUGCAGAAAUCCUCCCGCCCAGCCUGUGGACUGGAAUAACGACUACUGCAGUAGUGGGUAAGCGGCCAGUGAGCGCCACCUGGUGGUGGGAUAGUCUCAUAGCAUGCACAUCGCGCCCUGCUCCAUAGUCGAUGGAAAGCUCCAUCUUCCUGCUUUCUAAAGGAUCAUCUGGAAUGGUUCCACGUUCGUAGAAGCAGAAGACACCUCUCCAGAAAUGUUUAAGCAGUCUUGUAUCCCUGCCAGGAAUAUCCAGUUGCAGCCCAGUCGAUUUUGAUUUCGACCACCCUACGUGUGUCGGGGUAGAACUGUGCUUCACAAGGUUUUCAGUGACUGAUUUUUCAGAAUUAGAUUGCGUGCCAGGCCUUUGUUCUGAGGCACCUCUGGGUGGGCUCCAAUUACCAGUCUUUCAGUUAGCAGCAGAGCAUGUUAACCAUUUGCACCACCCAGAGACUGUCUGCCAGGAAUAAAUGUCCUUAAAUAGCUGUUAGCUUUACAGUAGGUUAACUAAUUAUGCACUUUGCCAGUAAGAAGCAACUCCAUCCCUCGAGCUAGAACAAAUAAUUCAGAUAUGUCUCCCUGCCACCCGUGGUACAGGUUUUCUUGUAACAAGGCAUUGUUUUCUCUCAAUACAGGGCCAUGCAGAGGGACAAAGCACUGUACCUUACCUGAAAAUCCCAACACCUCUUCUUUCCACUGAGGAAUUCAGGGAAGUCUUUUCAUCAUGGAUUGCUUUGUACAGCCUUGGCGGUUCUCCAUUUUAUUAGAAAAUACAAGUUGCUAAGCACUUAGGACCAUUUGAGCUUGUGGGUCACCCACUCUGGAAGAAAUAGUCAUGCUUCUUUAUUAUUUUUUUAAUCCUCUAUGGACAUUGUUUUUUCUUCUUCCCUGAAGGAAAGUUGGACCAUUUCGAUCUUAUGUUGGUUUUUUGCUGUGAAGUGCUGCUCCCUAGUAACUGCCUUAGCAGCUGUAGAUGUCUCGGAUAAAAGUCCUGGAUUUUCCAUUGGUUUUCAUAAUGGGUGUUUAUAUGAAACUACUAAAGACUUUUUAAAUGGCUUGAUGUAGCAGUCAUAGCAAGUUUGUAAAUAGCAUCUAUGUUACACUCUCCUAGAGUAUAAAAUGUGACUGUUUUUGUAGCUAAAUUGUAAUUUGAAACUGGCUCAUUCCAGUUUGUUGAUUUCACAAUAGGGGUUAAAUUGGCAAACAUUCAUAUUUUUACUUCAUUUUUAAAACAACUAAUAGUUUCUAUAUUUUCAAAAUAUUUGAAGGAAAAAAGUAUUCCCAAAUGAUUUUAAUUUAAAACAAAUUGGCUUUGUCUCAUGGAUCAGACACAAAGAAACUAGUGUUAAGGGAAGCGCAAACACGUUUAUUUUGUACUGCAGAAAAAUUGCUUUUUAGUAUCACUUUUUGUGUAAUGGUUAGAAAGCGUCAUUUAAGUCCUUUUAUGUAUAAAACUGCCAAAUGCUUACCUGGUGUUUUAUUAGAUGCAGAAGCAGAUUGGAAACAUCUAAAUUAUAACCUUUACGUAUGGCUCUGUAUUAUUGUUUCUUCAUACUGUGUCUGUAUUUAAUCUUUUUUUUUUAUGGAACCUGUUGCGCCUAUUUAUGAAAUAAUAAAUAUAGGUGUUUGUAAGUAAAUUUGUUAGUAUUUGAAAGAGGUUUCUUUGAUGUUUUAACUUUUGCUGGCAAAAAAAAAAAAUUCACGCUUGGUGUGAAUACUUUAUUAUUUAGUUUUUAUGGUGACAUGAAUAAAGCCAAACCUGCUUUUCAUUUAGCAGCAAAUUAAAGCAACCAAUCCUUAUUUCUUCAUUUCUUUGGUGGAUGCAAAGGAAAAACUAUGAUAUUUAAGAACAUUCUUUCUUUGUACAAUGUAACUGAGACCUGCCCUCAAGUCACACAAGCUACAAGGUUAAACAAGCAUGAUGGGUCCUUUAUCCGAAAAGGGUUGCUUCUUGGUUCUCAGGUGGUUUGAGUCAGUUCUUUAUACUUCUCCCCAAAAUAUCAAAGUUGAAUCAACCAAAAUUCCUCCAGUUGCAUGCUUUUCACCAAAUCCAGAGAACGCUUAAGAACUGAACAGGGGCAGGAGGAGGUGAAAGGGAAGCAUACUGUCAAGAAUACAAACAAAAAUGAAAGGUGAGUGACCAGACAGCCAAAAGAAAGGGAAAGCCUCCAAAAUUUGAAAACGGUUGAUAGAAAUUGAGGUCCUUCCUGUCUUUUGUGCUUCUACAAGCUAUUUCUCUUUUCAGAAUUCCUGGAUCUUCCAAGAGAAUUCUGAGGGUACAAGAAAUUGGUGAAGGAACCAGAAGCAUGGAGAAUCUAGCUGAAGGUUUGCAUGGCUUUUAAAUCCAAAGAGCUAGCAAACUGUUGCCUUAGGGGGGAUCCUAUCGAGAAAGCUAGUCUGACUGGCAGUCGUGAGGAUGGCUGAUGUCUUUCAUGGAACAUGUGAAGUAAACUUAGCAAUUUCACUAAAUACAAAUAUAUGCAUUGCAUAACUCAGUCAGAAUUAAAAAGACAAAAGAUAUGCUUGCUUUGGAACGAUUUUAGGCAUUGAAUCACUUGAGCAUGUAAUAACUAAUAAAUAAUGCGGAUCCAGUGUGAUUAUUAAAACGACUGUAGCUGAGAGCUCUAAUUUUCCUGUCUUGAAGCUGUAUAAGAACUCAUGUGAUUAAGUUCAGUUUAUUGUUUGUCUGUUGAGUAUUUUAGAAAUAUACUGGCACUACUAAUUACCCAAUGUCUUUUAUUUAUUAUAUUAUGAUAAAGUAAAAUCCUCACUUGCACUGAGUCUGAAAUGAGAAGGUAAUUACCAGGAUAUGAACAGCCAGCUUUGACUUUGACAGGCAGUUUGUACCGGAAAGAGCUAUGUUGCUUACAGCUUUUCCAGAGCAGGUGUACAACCAGGGUAGACAGCGUGUUAAAAUUCAAUACCAAAUACAGUAAAUGCAUAUGUGUAAAUAAAAGAAAAUACAUCAUAAAUAAAAAUACCAUGCGUGAGUGACCAUAUUCUAUUUGGUUAUCGAUUGGUCUUUAAAGGACAGAAACAGAUGAGAAAUCCCAAAUAAAUCU